Messenger RNA from Episyrphus balteatus (marmalade hoverfly), 2940 nucleotides. RefSeq names its product long-chain fatty acid transport protein 4 (gene Fatp2). The record is from RefSeq and is a predicted model, not a curated record. Gene Ontology annotation, cellular component: endoplasmic reticulum. Bases 90 to 2354 code for a protein of 754 amino acids. Gene Ontology annotation, molecular function: long-chain fatty acid-CoA ligase activity; long-chain fatty acid transmembrane transporter activity. NCBI's taxonomy places the organism in Eukaryota, Metazoa, Arthropoda, Insecta, Diptera, Syrphidae. The transcript has 5 exons. Gene Ontology annotation, biological process: triglyceride homeostasis.
AUUUGUGAAGGAAAAAACAAACAAAACAAAACACCUUCGAUUUUUUUUUAAACAUUCUUGGAUUUAAUUGGAUUACCUUCAAAUAAAAAAUGGCUGAUGACGAGAAUCAACAGCAGCCUGGAAGUAAUCAACACAAUCCAUCAUCACCAUCAUCUUGUUGUGUGGAACACGUUUCAAUUGACAUCGAAAAAGCUGCUUCCAACAACAACGGUACCGGCAACUACAACAACACAGAACACCAUCACGCUAAAAUCAAUGGAAUCUCAUCGCAUUCCAUAACAACAAUCGGAAACGGAACACCUAAUAGCAGCACAUCUACACCCGGCAGCGGAGGCCACAACAACCAGUCUUCGAAGCAAGACCGCGAAAAGCUCGUCAAGCGAUCGCGAGCAGCAGUCUUUUGUCGUGCGGCUUUUGCGUUAGUUGGUAUUUGUUUUCUUAUUGCUGCUGUUGUCCUACUUUGGUACUACAUGGGUUGGGAGUACGGUCUACCAGCAUUGCUGGUUGCUUUUGUAGCUGUCGUCCUGUCAACGGUCGGCUGGAGAUGGUUCUACAUUGCUGCUGUAACCAGUAGACGGGAUAUAACUGGUGUUCUUGCCUACAUAAGAAUCCUUAUUCUAAUCAAAAAAUAUGAAAAGAAAAACCUCACCAUUUCGGACAUUUUCCACAUGAAUGUUGCAAAACAACCCGAAAAAGCUGCUAUUCUUUGCGAAAAUGAAGUCUGGACAUUCCGACAAUUAAAUGAAUUCUCGAAUCGCAUUGCAAAUGUAUUCCACAGUCAUGGUUAUAAAAAAGGUGAUGUUGUCGCAUUGCUAAUGGAAAAUCGUCCCGAAUUUGUUGGAACUUGGUUGGGUCUAUCCAAACUCGGAGUGAUAACCCCACUUAUCAAUACAAAUUUGCGAGGACCAUCCCUGUUGCAUAGUAUAACCGUUGCAAAGUGUAGUGCCUUGAUUUAUGGUGAAAGUUAUGCAGAAGCUAUUGAAAUCAUUACCAAAGAGUUACCAUCUUCAUUGGCAAUCUAUCAAUUUAACAAUAAAGAGAAGUCUCCAGUUACUGGCUUAGCAAAGGAUCUUACAACUUUGCUGCAAAGUUCUUCCAAGGAUAAUAUACCUGCAUCAGUUGAGCCUGCCAAUCAUCAUGAUAAAUUGGUGUAUAUUUACACAUCGGGAACAACUGGUUUGCCCAAGGCAGCUGUCAUAUCACAUUCCAGAUAUUUGUUUAUCUGCGCUGGAAUUCAUUAUACCAUGGGUUUCAGUAGUGACGAUGUUUUCUAUACGCCACUUCCACUUUACCACACAGCUGGCGGUGUCAUGAGCAUGGGACAAGCACUUCUGUUUGGCGCUACCGUGGCCAUUCGUAAGAAGUUCUCGGCAUCAGGUUACUUUGCUGAUUGCGUCAAAUUCAAUGCAACCAUUGGCCAGUAUAUUGGAGAAAUGUGUCGCUAUAUUCUUGCCACUCCAAGUUCUGAAAAUGAUAAAAAACACAAGAUUCGCGUACUUUUUGGAAAUGGACUGAGGCCACAAAUUUGGCCGAAAUUUGUUGAACGUUUUAAUAUCCCUAAGGUUGGCGAGUUCUAUGGAGCAACUGAAGGAAACGCAAAUAUCAUCAAUAACGAUAAUACCGUUGGAGCUAUUGGAUUUGUUUCAAGAAUUCUUCCAACCGUCUACCCCAUUUCGAUCAUCAAAGCUGACCAAGAUUCCGGUGAACCUAUUCGUGGACCUGAUGGUCUUUGCCAGCUUUGCAAGCCAAACGAACCAGGUGUAUUUAUUGGCAAAAUUAUCAAAGGCAAUCCUUCCAGAGAGUUUUUGGGUUAUGUGGAUGACAAAGCAUCGGCUAAGAAAAUCGUUCAAGAUGUCUUCAAAAAGGGAGAUGCUGCAUUUUUGUCGGGAGAUUUGUUGAUGGCUGACGAAAGGGGAUAUCUCUUCUUUGUUGACCGAACAGGCGAUACAUUCCGAUGGAAGGGUGAAAAUGUCUCGACAGGUGAGGUGGAAGCACAAGUAAGCAAUGUAGCUGGAUACAAGGACACAGUAGUCUACGGUGUUUCGAUACCUCAUACCGAAGGCAGAGCUGGAAUGGCUGCGAUAUAUGAUCCUGAGCGAUCAGUCGAUUUGGAUACAUUUGCCGAAGAACUAAAGAAGCUUCUUCCAACAUAUGCGCGACCACAGUUCCUGAGAUUCCUGACAAAAGUCGACCUUACCGGAACUUUUAAGCUUCGUAAAGUUGAUUUGCAAAAGGAAGGGUUCGAUCCGAGUACGAUUGCAGAUGCAAUUUACUAUCAAACACCCAAGGGACGAUAUGAACUUUUGACAGCUGAUAUUUAUGAAAAAAUCAACAAAGCAGAGAUUCGAUUUUGAGGACCUGAGAUCUUGUCUCUUCCUAUUUUGCCAGCACUCAUUUUUCCUUUUGAAAUGUGUAGUUUUUUUUUCUAAACAAAUCCUAUAAGGAUGUGAUUGGGGUUUUUCGAUAAAAUUAUAUAUCUAAGCACGGGUCGGGGUUUAUAAGAGAUCACUUUUUUGGAUCAUCAGUUAUUUACUUGAAAGUAUGAGACUUGUUAAAUCACAAAUAAAAAUCACGUCUUAAGGACGUGAGCAAAAUAAUUUUAAUAAAGUAAAUUGCAUGUGGGAUAUUUAUAUUUGAAAAAAAAAAAAUACGAAAAGGAAAGAUAAUAAUUUUUUGUUUAAAUUUUUAAAAAUCAAUUAAGAGUUGGUUUAUUGAAACUAAAAAAAAAUAAUGUAAACCUUCGGGAACUGUUGUAGUGUUUCUUUUGUUUUAAAUUAAGUUGUUAAGACUUUUUUCUUAUAAUAAGUAAGGAACUAAGUAUUGAGUAGCUAUUUAGUUUUAAGUACCGCAUAUUGUAGGUUUAAAUAACUUUUUUAUUGAUUUGUUAAGUUGUUUUUUAUGUACAUUUAUUAUGUUGAUAAGUGUUUUACUUAGAAAGUA